Messenger RNA from Aegilops tauschii subsp. strangulata, 1514 nucleotides. RefSeq lists its product as uncharacterized. NCBI's taxonomy places the organism in Eukaryota, Viridiplantae, Streptophyta, Magnoliopsida, Poales, Poaceae. Gene Ontology annotation, molecular function: DNA-binding transcription factor activity. The record is from RefSeq and is a predicted model, not a curated record. Gene Ontology annotation, biological process: regulation of DNA-templated transcription.
UCCUCCGCUCACCCAGAGCUAGUUAAGCAGCAAGCAAGCCCGUCGAGAAGCGAAACCGAGCCACGACCAUCUGCUUUCUGGCUCCUAAUAAGCCCAGCUCUCUCCACUCCCCAUCGAUUUCCACCGAUCAAGCGACCAUGCUUCACCAUUACCACCAUGGCGAAGUGGCCAGCCUGCACUGCCUCUCGCCCCCUAACCCGCCGUUCCACACCCACUAUCACCACCCCGGCAUGAUCGCCGCCAGCAUGACGCCCCCUCCGCCCUUCCACUUCUCACCGGCAGCCUAUGAGUAUGAGGACGAGCCUAUCCUGCAGGAAGCGCUGGCUGCCAUCGGCGAUAACAGCCCGCCCGGCUCCGGCGGGGCUGAUGACAUCCAUGGCCAGGUGCUGGCUUCAGCGGCGGAGGAGGAGCGGAGGCGGCGGAGGAUGGUGUCCAACCGCGAGUCGGCGAGGCGGUCGCGCAUGCGCAAGCAGCGGCAGCUCAGCGAGCUGUGGGCGCGGGUGGCGCACCUCCGCGGCGCCAACCGCCGCCUCCUCGACGAGCUCAACCGCGCAAUGAGGAGCUGCGGCGACGUCCGCCGCGACAACGACCGGCUCGGCGCCGAGAAGGCCGAGCUGGAGGCCAGGCUCGAGCAGCUCAUGCAGCAAGCACAACAGAGCAACAACGCCUCCUCAGAGCCAUGCGAGAAAAACACCACUGCCGCUGCUGAAUAAACCAUUCUUAUCUUCUCAUUUUAACUACCAGGAUCGUUAAUUAUUACUGUAGUAUACUCAAAUAAGGCGUGCGUUGAGGGGUUUGAUCGGCUUAAUCGUUUCUUAAUUUUAUUAAGACUGGGGUAAUAAUACAUACCCUUAGCUACGUACUACUACUGCCCAUUACUGUCAUCUUUUUUGGCAAGGUGCAAGUGGCUAGAUGAAUAUGGAUUGGGUGUUACUGACGAGUUGCCGUCAGUGGACAAAUUAUAGUGCAACAUGAUCAUACGGAUGAUGAAACAAGAAACCGCUCGAAACCAGUGUGGAAUGAGAAACCAUACAAUACCAUUGGUUUCUUCUUCCAAAGAAAAAAAAGUCACUUUCCACUGAUAAUGAUGUGGUGACUGACGAGUGGACUAAUGGCCUGUACUUGCAACAAAGCUGUAUUUCCAUGAAAAACAGGGGACCAGAUUGUUUGGAUUAAUUCAUGUUAUCUUGAGUCCCAAAAAAUUCGGUGACUGUGUGUCUGAGAGUCGAGACAAACCAGAGCCUUGUUUUAACUUCAGCGGAAAAAUCUAUAAGCUAAAUUAUGAAAUUGCUUAAAUCUGAAACAAAAGCUAAACUCCCCUAAAAAACAAAGCUAAAUGAUCUCACGCAAAUAAGGAACUGAUAACAAGGCUUACGUACCAAAUCCAGUGAGCUCAUGGAAGAUUUAGAUAUCCCAAAUCAGGGUAUAAAACAGUUUUGCAUCAUUAUGCGCCCGCCGCCUUUUCAGUAGCAAGUCUCGAAGAUACAAAAUCCUAAACAAAAGUGCGCAGACUC